Molecule: messenger RNA, 1152 nt
Organism: Balaenoptera acutorostrata (minke whale)
Lineage: Eukaryota; Metazoa; Chordata; Mammalia; Artiodactyla; Balaenopteridae
Gene: LSM4
Product: LSM4 homolog, U6 small nuclear RNA and mRNA degradation associated
Exons: 5
Coding region: 174-593 (139 amino acids)
Biological process (GO): spliceosomal snRNP assembly; P-body assembly; nuclear-transcribed mRNA catabolic process
Cellular component (GO): spliceosomal tri-snRNP complex; P-body; U6 snRNP
Molecular function (GO): U6 snRNA binding
Source: RefSeq, a predicted model, not a curated record
UCGCCUUACUCUGCGUGGAUUGGUUGUCCUUCCCACGAGCCCCUCUCUGACUGGCUCGCGUCGCUGCCACUCCAUUUCAGCCUAGUGGCGCGCAGCGGGGCUGCUACCGGCGGGAACGUGAGCGGCGGCGGCGGUGGCGGAAGUGGCCGGGGAGCCCGGUCCCCGCCGACACCAUGCUUCCUUUGUCACUGCUGAAAACGGCUCAGAAUCACCCAAUGUUGGUGGAGCUCAAAAAUGGGGAGACGUACAAUGGGCACCUGGUGAGCUGCGACAACUGGAUGAACAUCAACUUGCGUGAGGUGAUCUGCACAUCCAGGGACGGGGACAAAUUCUGGCGGAUGCCCGAGUGCUACAUCCGCGGCAGCACCAUCAAGUACCUGCGCAUCCCUGAUGAGAUCAUCGACAUGGUCAAGGAGGAGGUGGUGGCCAAGGGCCGCGGCCGCGGUGGCCUGCAGCAGCAGAAGCAGCAGAAGGGCCGCGGAAUGGGGGGCGCCGGGCGAGGUGUGUUUGGUGGCCGGGGCCGAGGUGGAAUCCCAGGCACCGGCAGAGGUCAACCAGAAAAGAAGCCAGGCAGACAGGCGGGCAAACAGUGAGCCGCCCCUCUGUUCCCCAGAGACUGAGCCGCCGCCUCCGAGCAUCUGCUUCCACCCGCAAGGCCGCGUUUCUACUCUCCAGUUCAUGAGUCUGUUCAGAACAAAAAGAAGAGGCAGGUGUUGGGGGAGGACCCCCUGCCUGUCAUCUUGUGAUCCUCCUCUUUUUUUGUCAGCCAGCAGUUCUACAGUUGGAAACGUUAUUCUGUGCUUCUGGUUUUGUGAAGUCGCAGCCAACUUGAUUCCUGGAAGAUUCUGUGUUUAAUGCAUCUUUAAAGCCCUCCCUCUUGUUUUAAGGGCAGGCAUUUUCCAAACAGGUUUGUUUUGCAUUUUGUGUUAGAUCCCUGUGUGGUGAACAGACGGGAGGUUUUUAUUUUAAGCUGUUUGCACUGAGAUUGACAGCCUGGAGAGUUUCCUGAAACACGGACCCCAAAAUUGCCUUUUCAAAACGAAUCCAGGCGAACGUAUGCCUCAGAAGCUGUUCUGGGGGACGACGCUGGGCCCUGUCCCUUCACUUCCUCUCUCUUUGUGUUACAAAAAUAAAAACAAAUACAACUACAAA